AUGAACCCUGCUCCCGUCCCUCCGCCUCCGGGGCAGCAAGUGAUCCAUGUCACCCAGGACCUGGACACGGAGCUCGAGGCGCUCUUCAACACGGUCAUGAACCCCAAGCCCAGCUCCUGGAGGAAGAAGAUCCUGCCCGAGUCCUUCUUCAAGGAGCCCGAUUCGGGUUCGCACUCCCGCCAGUCCAGCACUGACUCGGGCAGCCACCCGCCCCGGCUGAGCGCCGCUGGUGCCCAGCAUGUCCGCUCACACUCCUCGCCCGCCUCCUUGCUAGGCGCCGGAGCCGGGGCCACCCCCAGCCCGGCUCAGCAGCACGCUCACCUUCGCCAGCAGUCCUACGACGUGACCGACGAGCUGCCGCUGCCGCCCGGCUGGGAGAUGGCCCUCACCCACACGGGCCAGAGAUACUUCCUCAAUCAUAUUGAAAAAAUUACGACAUGGCAAGACCCUCGAAAGACCAUGAAUCAGCCACUGAAUCAUAUGAACCAUCAUCCUGCAGCGACUUCGACACCAGUGCCGCAGAGAUCAAUGGCAAUGUCCCAGCCAAAUCUGGUAAUGAAUCACCAACACCAGCAACAAAUGACACCAAGUACAACCAUGUCCCAGCAGAGCCAUCCUACCCAGAACCCUCAAGGUGGGUUGUUGAACAUGCCCAAUGCACUGACUACCCAGCAGCAGCAGCAACAGAAGCUGAGGCUUCAAAGGAUCCAAAUGGAAAGAGAGAGAAUUAGGAUGCGCCAGGAGGAGCUUCUGCGACAGGAAGCUGCACUAUGCAGACAACUUCCCAUGGAAUCAGAGAAUAUGGCCCCAGUUCAGACUGCUGUGAACACACCUGCCAUGACACAAGACAUGAGGACUAUUACAAACAAUGGAUCGGAUCCUUUCCUGAACAGUGGGCCAUACCAUUCCAGGGAACAGAGCACAGACAGUGGCCUAGGCUUAGGAUGCUACAGUAUACCAACAACACCUGAAGAUUUCCUCAGCAAUGUAGAUGAGAUGGACACAGGCGAAACUGUGGCGCAGACUCCCAUGAAUGUAAGUUCGCAACAGACACGUUUCCCUGAUUUCCUCGACUGUCUUCCAGGAACAAAUGUAGACCUUGGGACUUUAGAGUCUGAAGACCUGAUCCCUAUCCUCAAUGAUGUGGAGUCCGUACUCAACAAGAGUGAGCCGUUCCUCACCUGGCUGUAA
Emys orbicularis (European pond turtle) is the source of this 1191-nucleotide messenger RNA. It is a transcript of the gene WWTR1, whose product is annotated as WW domain containing transcription regulator 1. The record is from RefSeq and is a predicted model, not a curated record. Bases 1 to 1191 code for a protein of 396 amino acids. The transcript is spliced from 6 exons. Gene Ontology annotation, cellular component: cytoplasm; nucleus. Lineage: Eukaryota; Metazoa; Chordata; Testudines; Emydidae. Gene Ontology annotation, biological process: positive regulation of transcription by RNA polymerase II; hippo signaling. Gene Ontology annotation, molecular function: transcription coactivator activity; protein binding.